CCCGGCUUUUUGUAUCCAAUUUUCCUUUUUAGUCCGUCCCACAUUUUAGUAUCCACUCUACUUUCUAUUUUUGGAAACCCUAUACUCUACACAACCCUAUAAAAUCUAAACCAUUUAUAUUGCACUUUAUUUACAUUUUUUGCCAUUGGCCCCACUUUAAUUUAAAUAAAUUAAGUCCAUUUUUGUGGUUUAUUAAAACCAAAUCAUUAAUUAAAUCAAAUGCCAACUACCCAAAAAUCAAUCGGUGCUCAUCUUAAUUGAAAUCAAACCAUAUUUCCUCAAACCCCAACCUUGAGCCGCCAUCUUCUUCAACCUUUUCCGUCGAAACCCUAGUCUGCCAUUGAUGCGUUGUUCUGCAAUGAACUCGCCGCCCAUGACUGAUUCAUUCGAGGCUUUCGACGGCAUCGUAGAGACGGCGACUCACAUGGAAGAAAUCCCGCCGUUGUCCUCGGGUUGGGAUUUGUUGAGCUAUGACGAAUUGGAGCCGUUGGUAUCUAAAACUCCGUCGAUCCAUGGGUUUUCUGAGCCGGUGGAGCCUGAUACGGAGGUACCUGAUACUCCGAUCUAUGGCUUGUUCGAGACGGAGGUACCUGAUACUCCAUCUAGCAAUGACUCUCCUUCGUUGUUGGGGCCUGAAAUUCCACCGAUCCAAGGCUUUUCUUCGACGGUGGUGGCUGAAACUCCCCCGAUCUAUGGCUUUUCUCAGAUGGAGGUACCUGAUACUUGGUCGGUGGGGCCUGAUACUGUGGUGGCUGAAACUCCCCCGAUCUAUGGCUUUUCUCAGAUGGAGGUACCUGAUACUUGGUCGGUGGGGCCUGAUACUGUGGUGCCUGAAACUCCAGAAAUGUGUGCCGUUCCCUUGGACGAACAUGGAGCUGAGGAAUUACCUUCAUGGGCGCCAGAUUGGUCUGAGGAAAGAAAGAAGAGCUAUCUAAAACGUUUAGACAUUUGGUGCCCUGGAGUGUACCAGCUCUACUAUCCAGGUUUAUCGGCUGUCAAUAGUGAUUCGACUUGCUUCCAAACCUUGUAGACAGUUCGCUUACUCAUUCCGAAGGUUGAUCCAGCCUCUCUUUGAGCUCCAUAUGAAAGUUUGCCGUUUUUGCAACGUAGAAGAAGCCAUUGACCCACUUUGUUUUUGUCUUCAAUGGUCAAUCGUUUCUUUUGGCUUGGAGCUGCCAUUUUGAAGCUGUCUUCUUUGUGGUUUUGCUUUUAACUUUUCAGAUUUGGAAUUGUAAACAAUCUGAAAACGCAAAUGUACUUAUAGUCUUCUUUGUUUGAGGGAAAUUUUGAUUUUGGAGUAAUUUAGUUUCCCUCCUAAACAUUUGGCCUAAUCAGAUUCUCGGCCAUUUCCAUGUAAUGUGAUUUUUUUAUUCUAAAAUGGCCUACUUUUGUCUUUUUGCUUAUUCUCUCUAUUUUUAAUUUUCGUGAAUUGUAAACAAUCUGCAUCAUUAAAUUACUGGUGGGACCAGAUGUUAAUAAAGAAUAAAAGAAAGAAACACUUUAUCAAUUAAUUAAUUUAAAAUUCCUUUAUUGGUGGGACCAUUAUUCUACUCACAUAAUACUCAAUUACUUUAUUAAA
Salvia miltiorrhiza (redroot sage) is the source of this 1579-nucleotide messenger RNA. RefSeq lists its product as uncharacterized. The coding region runs from base 344 to 1030 and encodes 228 amino acids. Lineage: Eukaryota; Viridiplantae; Streptophyta; Magnoliopsida; Lamiales; Lamiaceae. The transcript is spliced from 2 exons. The record is from RefSeq and is a predicted model, not a curated record.